Messenger RNA from Cyprinus carpio (common carp), 1248 nucleotides. RefSeq lists its product as uncharacterized. The transcript has 3 exons. The record is from RefSeq and is a predicted model, not a curated record. Gene Ontology annotation, molecular function: nucleic acid binding. Lineage: Eukaryota; Metazoa; Chordata; Actinopteri; Cypriniformes; Cyprinidae. The coding region runs from base 1 to 1248 and encodes 415 amino acids.
AUGAAUGACAAUGGAUCAUGUACAGUAGGGUUUGUGAUAGGCAAGGCUAAGCUUGCUCCACUGUCUGCUCACACUGUACCUCGAUUAGAGCUUGGAGCAGCAGUCCUGGCAGUAGAAGUGGCAGAACUCAUUCAAGGAAAGGAAAUCCAAAAAAAAAGUGGACUGAGAACUCUGAACCCCUUCAUUGACCGAGAUGGGCUUCUGAGAGUAGGUGGCAGACUCAAGCAUGCUCCUAUAGAACAAGGAGAAAAGCAUCCUGUUAUCAUUCCUGGGAAAAGCCACAUAGCCCUUCUCAUCACUAGACACUUUCAUGAACGGGUCAAACACCAAGGUCGCCUUUUUACAGAAGGUGCAAUCAGAAAUGCAGGAUUCUGGAUCGUCGGGGCGAGAAAACGCAUUCAUAGUGUGAUCCAUAAAUGCAUCAUCCGUCAGAAACUCAGAGGAAGAAUUGUUGAACAGAAAAUGGCAGAUCUUCCUCCUGAUCGACUAGCUACUGAUCCACCUUUCACUUAUGUCGGCCUUGACGUCUUUGGGCCCUGGAUGGUCGCCUCUCGCCGUACUCGAGGGGUCCAGCAAAACAAAUCAGAUCAGACUGUGGCACAAAAUUUCAAGGGUGCUUGUAAGGAGCUGGGAAUGCUUGCAGAGGAGCUUAGUUUUAGGAGCUACUUGAAUGAGGAAGGAUGUCGUUGGAUCUUUAAUCCCCCUCAUGCAUCCCAUAUGGGAGGAGCUUGGGAGCGACUUAUCGGAGUUGCACGUCGCAUAUUAGACUCCAUGCUGCUUCAAAAUAGUCACUCUCAUCUCACUCAUGAAAUGCUGGCUACAUUCUUGGCAGAAGUUUCUGCAAUUAUGAACUCAAGACCUCUCGCACCGAUCUCAAGUGACCCAAAUUCACCCGCCCUGUUGACUCCAGCCACUCUUUUGACUCAGAAAGUUGGUGUCUUGUCUCCUCCUCCAGGGGACUUUGAAAAGGAUUUUUGCCGCCAGAAAUGGAAGCAAGUUCAACAACUUGCCAGCACCUUCUGGGAAAGGUGGCGACGUGAGUACCUAGUCAAUCUUCAAAGUCGCCGCAAAUGGCACACGAACCAGCCUAACAUCAGGGAAGGAGAUAUUGUACUUAUGAAGGAGGCUCAAGUUAAGAGAAAUGACUGGCCGAUGGCUCUAGUCACUAAGGUCUUCCCAGGCGAAGAUGAAAAGGUCAGGAAAAUUGAAAUCAAGGUCACCAAGGAUGGAAGUGUAAAACUUAUCUGA